Molecule: messenger RNA, 883 nt
Organism: Elaeis guineensis (African oil palm)
Lineage: Eukaryota; Viridiplantae; Streptophyta; Magnoliopsida; Arecales; Arecaceae
Product: cysteine proteinase inhibitor 5
Molecular function (GO): cysteine-type endopeptidase inhibitor activity
Source: RefSeq, a predicted model, not a curated record
CUCUCUCCCUUUAUCUACUCCCGCUUUCCACUUUCCCUUUGUUCCCACAAGCCCACAUUCCUCCUCUCUUUCGCCAUGGCUUCCUCCUCUUGUUGUAUCCUUUUCUUCCUCCUCGCUGUUGCUUCCUCCCCCACGGCCUUCCAAUUGGUCGGCGGCGACGGCCGGAAGGUCGGCGGCCGGACGGAAGUGCCGCAUGUGGAGUCCGACAAGGAGGUGCAGGACCUCGGGCUCUUCUGCGUCGAGGAGUACAACCAACGCCUCCACGGUGGUCGAAGUGAGGCACUGACAUUCUUGCGGGUGGUGGCGGCAGAGCGCCAGGUGGUGUCCGGGAUCAAGUACUAUCUAAAGAUCGCCGCCCGGGACGGCCGCGAGCGGACGUUCGACGCCAUCGUCGUCGUCAAGCCAUGGCUCAAGUCCCGAUCGCUCCUCUCCUUCACGCCCUCCGCCCAUUACUGAGAUCCCGGCCAUCGCAGCUUCGUCUUGAAUAAAUCGUCUGUUUAUUUGUCGGAACAAACCAAAAAGAAAAAUGUUUGAGCUUGAGCUAGGAUGUGUCCGUUCCUUUCUAUUUUUCUUUUUCUAGUUUCUUUUUUUUUUGGCAUGCAACUUUUCGUGGCUAAUAUUUAAAGGUUAAUGGUUCUACGUAUCUAACAAUCCUUUGCUAAUGGUUUAACUCGAUCGUUAAUUAUCAGUUUGAUGGGACUUGGAUUCUGCAUACGCUCGGAGUUGAUUUUUCGUCAACCAGAAGUCCGUCUUUUCUGGUCUCUUUAGGACCGCAAGCUGAGGCCAUCAAGCUUGGUUGACGUAAAAGGUGAAUAUAUGGUAUAUGAUGAGGGAAAAAAAAAAGAAAAUAAUUGGUUCACGUCAAGAAUUGACAAAAAAAAAA